ACACUACGAUUCCCGGCGUGCUGCUCCACCUUGUUAGCACGCAUGCGCACUGCCUCACGCGCCGUCCCGGCGGAACGGCGAGCGCAGAAGAGGGGUUGACAACUACAUUUCCCGUCGUCCCUUCUGGCGCCGGGCUGCCGAUCCUGCUGUAGUGCCCCCCCCGCCCCCCGCAGCCAUGGACAUGGAGGUGGAUGUCGGCUCGGUGAUAUCGGGCCUGUCCGGCGGGGAUGGGGCGGGCCUAGGGCCGGGCGAGGAGGAGCUGGAGGUCGGGGGCGCCCCUGGCUGCUCUGGGGCCGGCUCCCUCCAGUUCGACUUCGAGAGGAGCCGCUCUGAAUCCAGCGGGGAGGAAGAGGAGGAGGAGCUGGAGGAAGAGGAGCUGGAGGGGGGCCCCGGGGCCGGCUUCGGGGCCUGCCGAGAGGAGGAGGGGGAGCUGGACUCGGACGAUGAGCGUGAGCGCACGAUAAACUUGUCUGAGUUGACGCCUUACAUCUUGUGUUCCAUCUGCAAAGGUUAUUUUAUAGACGCCACGACCAUUACAGAGUGUCUUCAUACAUUCUGUAAAAGCUGCAUAGUAAGACAUUUUUACUACAGUAACAGAUGCCCAAAAUGCAACAUUGUUGUACAUCAGACACAACCUCUUUAUAAUAUCAGGUUGGAUCGUCAGUUACAAGACAUAGUGUAUAAAUUAGUUGUCAAUCUGGAGGACAGAGAGAAAAAGCAGAUGCAUGAUUUCUAUAAAGAAAGAGGUCUAGAAGUACCCAAACCUGCUGUCCCACAGCCAGUCCCUGUGAGUAGAGGAAGACCUCGGAAAGUCUUGGGGUCAGUGUUUCGAAUCCCACCAGAACUUGACGUCUCACUGCUUUUGGAGUUCAUUGGGUGGAUCCCAUCUCUUCCUAGCAAUCCUCGUUCCUGGAACAACAUCCCAUGGUCGAAGAAUCCAAAGCCCUCUCUCUGACACCACCUGCGUAACCAUGCAUUUACCUCCACAAUUGGAUCGUCCCUACCUGGGCCUUUUCCUUCAACAGGGAGGAUGGAGGAGAACAUGACUUGUGCCUCAAACUCCUUUAUCCUUCUUCCCAGAGCCACGUAGACUGCAGUGACCCGUUCAAGGUCAUUCUUGGCAGUAUCAUUAGUGCCCACGUGGAGAAGUAUGAAGGGGUAGCGGUCCGAGGGCUUGAUCAGUCUCAGCAGACACUCCGUCACAUCCUGAAUUCUAGCUCCAGGCAAGCAACACACUUCUUGAGUUUCCCAGUCUGGGCAGCAGAUAGAUGACUCCAUCCCCCUUAGAGCAUGAUUCCGUCCCCCAGCACCAUCACCACCACCUCUCUCUUGCUGUCAGCAAAUAUCCAGCAAAACCACUAUCCUCGCCUUCCCAAACUGCUGACUAGACAAAGCCAUCAGCUCACAAGGCUGCCUUGGCUCAUCCCAAAUCUCCUGACCAGGCACAUUGCCACUCCCCACAGACAAACUGCUGCUCUUCUCACUACUCUGAGCUUCUUCCAGCAAAUCACAGUUACCCUUUUCAGCUUCACUUUUACAAGCUGUACUAGCCAACAACUAUCCAGCAAACUGUCCCAUUCUCCUCUAGUGCUGGCCCAUGUAGAGAAUGACAAUUUACUACUGCUGUCUGGUACUCCAUUAGCUCAAGUGGCUGAGGAUUGUGCAGUCAUUCCAAAGGUUCCAACCCUGCUGAUGAACCAUGUGAGUGUCAGUAUGAUGGGAUUUCUUUUAUUUAAUUUUAAGUCUAGGAAAUUGCACUCACAAAACUACAAUAAAAGGACAUUAUUACAGUUGCAAAGUCAAGCACUGAAAAGUUAGGAAAUGCCAGAAAUGCCUGUGUAAUCUUAAUUUGCCCCCUCCCACGCACCCCGUUCCCCUGCAUUUUGCAUUUAAUUAUGUAAUCACAUAAUAUUUCCACAGGACCCCUGCAUCAUUCCACACACAGGGUAGACCAUGCUCUAGGAAUGAAUUAAGGGUAUGUAGUGAAUUAAGCACAUCUGUAGGACCCCUGCCUCAUUUGUUGCAGAAGUUGAAAGGUAUGUGGUGAAUGAGACGAGAUUUCAGGAAGAGACAGGAUGGCAUCCUGGCUAAGGCAGUUGAAUACUGGCCUGGUAAAUUGGAUUCUAUCCCUGUCUCUGACAAAGACUUUCUCUGUGAGUCUGCACAAGUCACUUAAAAACAGUUCACAGGUGGUCACUAAUUAUUUGUUCCUUUUUUCUGGAUCCCUGACUCAAGACCCAGGAGUCUGAUUUUCGGAAGUGCUGAGCAGUCACAAUGGGAGCUGUGUUUUGAACAUCUGAAGUGCUAUAGUAUUCAAUCAAGUCUUGGGUGUCUCAAAUUGGGCACCCAAAAUUUGUGGGUACAUUUGAUCUUAAUCUCUGUGCCUCAGUUCCCCAUCUGUAAAAUGGGGAUAAUGACUCUUCAUCUCACAGGAGCGUUCUGAAAAUAAAUUAAUGUUUGUGAAGCACUUGGAUCCCAUCAUGAUGAGCACCAUAGAAAAGUCCAUGAGGAAAUUAUAAAUUCUGUGUGCAGAGCAAGGUCUGAAUAUUUUGUAGUAAAUAAAGCUUGGAGCCACAUUAUCUAUUCAAAAAGAUCAAGGAGCACUUGUGGCCCCUUAGAUUCUGGCCUCUCCUAGCUUUUAAGUGAUUGACUUUGCAAACUUAAUAAUGUUCCUUUAACUCAUAUUUUAAUGUGCUUCUCUACCAUAAUCAGUGUGAUAUAACAAUAUACGUUCCACUAGCACAGUCCAUGCAGGUUCCCAUUGACUUCAGGCCCAUUCCAUUGCAAGAUUGGGACCUAAGCUUGGUAGAAAACAUUGCUGUAUUACACCACAAGGUGGCAAAGACAACCUGCACAGAGCGUAAAGUGACAAAUGGGUACAUUUACAUUCUUUGCAGCUCAGCUAGUACGUUGACAAAUCUUCACCUUUCUGGAUAUAUAAAUACGUAAUUG
Messenger RNA from Chelonia mydas (Green sea turtle), 2952 nucleotides. It is a transcript of the gene PCGF6, whose product is annotated as polycomb group ring finger 6. Bases 176 to 955 code for a protein of 259 amino acids. Lineage: Eukaryota; Metazoa; Chordata; Testudines; Cheloniidae. Gene Ontology annotation, cellular component: PRC1 complex. The transcript is spliced from 7 exons. The record is from RefSeq and is a predicted model, not a curated record. Gene Ontology annotation, biological process: regulation of transcription by RNA polymerase II.